CCGUGGACCACAACUCGGCAAUAACCUUCUCUAUAACCUCCGCCGUGCCAUUUCCACACUGCGUUGGAAGCUUUCCUCCAUCUCUGGCAGAUAAACCCCACGAUUCCACCAGUCCUUGAAAUGGGCGCAAGUCGUCGUUUCACGCUCCUCCUGGUGCUCGCGGCAGCCAUCCUGUCCAUCCUGUUUCUGACUUCGCUUCGGGACUCGAACGGGAGCGGAAGUCCUGCUACAGUUGUCCCGGCACAUUUAGAGCCAGCAGACAGCUCCAUACUCAGUGGUCAUGCGAUCGCACCUAAGCUGGGCAAUGCCACCGCAAAGGCAGAACUGGGUCGCGCCGCUUGGAAAGUGCUGCACACCACCUUUGCGCGGUUCCCCGUCAAGCCGACAAAAGACGAGAGCGAAGCGCUGCGGCAAUACGUCCAUCUCUUCCAGAGACUAUACCCAUGUGGAGAAUGCGCCGAGCACUUUGGCAAAGUCCUUGCCAAAUACCCACCCCAGGUGUCGUCACGGUCCGCCGCUGCGACAUGGGGCUGCUACGUGCACAACAUCGUGAACAAGCGACUACACAAGCCCGAGUAUGAUUGCGAGCAGAUAGGGGACGCGUACGACUGUGGAUGCGCGGACGACGAGAAGCAGGACUCUGCAGAGAAGCCGGUAUCGAGCGAGCAGAAGAAGCAAGCACCGGUACAUCAAUAACGACGCUAUCUCAAGCAAAACUUGGUGGAGGGUGGUCGCGCCCGCGCAUCGACUGGGCAAUCCGUAUCUACCGAUUCCCAGGAAUAUACGGCUCCAGAGGGCAAGGCGGCGGAUGAUUUGAUUGAUCAGCGGUCCGCAGUGUCCCGAUGACCCGCGGCAGGUUAUAGGUCAUGC
Messenger RNA from Mytilinidion resinicola, 870 nucleotides. RefSeq names its product FAD-linked sulfhydryl oxidase-like protein ERV2. The transcript is spliced from 3 exons. Gene Ontology annotation, cellular component: mitochondrion. The record is from RefSeq and is a predicted model, not a curated record. The coding region runs from base 121 to 696 and encodes 191 amino acids. NCBI's taxonomy places the organism in Eukaryota, Fungi, Ascomycota, Dothideomycetes, Mytilinidiales, Mytilinidiaceae. Gene Ontology annotation, molecular function: flavin adenine dinucleotide binding; flavin-dependent sulfhydryl oxidase activity.